Molecule: messenger RNA, 1494 nt
Organism: Anisakis simplex (herring worm)
Lineage: Eukaryota; Metazoa; Nematoda; Chromadorea; Rhabditida; Anisakidae
Source: the annotation of a GenBank genome assembly
AUGUCCGUCGAAAGGAUACUGUAUUCGCUGAAAGUUCUCAAUUUUCGAUACGAUGACGAUAUUACGGACCGACUUCACUAUUUCGUCACGUCGAAUGCACUCAUUGUUGCCGCUAUUCUCACCACCUAUAAAACCUUCGAAGAUCAUCAACUGAAGGAUAAAGGCAACAUGAUGAUCGAGAGUUUGAUUGCAAUGGUGCGAUAUCUGUCGCCAAGACAGGAUGACGAUGCUAUCGACCGAUUACAUUACCUUUAUACACCCAACAUUCUACUUACUUUCGCCGUUCUGAUCAGCUUCAAACAGUUCGGUGGUCGUCCUCUUGAAUGCAUGUUCCCCAACAAAUUCCCUGGAUCUUGGGAACAAUACGCUGAAAAUUACUGUUGGGCGCAGGAUACGUAUUAUGUUCAGCCGGACGUACAUGUUGCAAAUAUCCGAGAGAAUGAGCGAUACACACCCGAACGGCAACUUUCUUACUACAAAUGGGUGCCGUUCUUCUUACUACUUGAAGCUGCACUCUUCCGAAUACCGAGUAUCAUCUGGAAAUAUCUCUCGAUGAGUUCAGGGAUUCGAAUCCACGAAUGUGUUGAAAAAGCGAUGGAUCCAGGUAAUAUGGAUGAAUUGAACAAAGAGCGCAAUAUUGCAUCACUUUCUAGGCAUAUGCAAAAUGCAUUAAGAUUUCAUAGACGUAUCAUACGUCAGAAUAUCGAAGUGCAUAAGACGUUCAAAUUCUUAAAUAUCCGCUAUUCGGCAUUUUUCAUCUCACUGAUGUAUUUAGUCACAAAAUCACUCUACUUGAUCAAUGUCCUUGCUCAGUUGUAUUUGAUGAAUAAAUUCCUUCAUACGGAUAGAUAUGAUUGGUAUGGAAUUGGGGUUGUCCGAGAUAUUUUAAAUGGUACCGAAUGGAGUUCAUCCGGUUAUUUUCCACGUGUUUCAUUAUGCGAUUUCAUGGUUCGUCAAGUUGGUAAUAUUCAACGGUAUUCGGUACAAUGUGUGCUCGUCAUUAAUAUGUUCAACGAGAAGAUUUUCAUAUUACUUUGGUUUUGGUUUAUGAUGCUUGCUGUAUGUACAGUGCUGUCAUUUAUCUAUUGGUUCUUCAUGCUUACAUUCCCGUGUUUCAGUCGCUGGUUUAUUUCACAGUCUCUGGAACUUUCUGAAAUGAAGUUCGAUCCAGAAACGCGUUCCAAAGAAGUUGAGCGUUUUGUAUCGACAUAUUUGCAUCGUGACGGUGUCUUCGUUCUUCGAAUGGUCACUAUACAUGCUGGUAUAAUAUUUGGUAGUGAUUUGGUUAGGUCUCUAUGGAGGCAGUUUUAUGGGAUUGAAGAGCAGUUAUCAGAAGGAAGGACGUCGAAGGAUGACAAAGCUGAUAAUCAGGAAAAUUUUCUACGAAAACGAAAAAAACAAAGAGAAUUAGUCGUUGACCUGGAUUCUUAUACGGCCCUAAUACCUACGUCACCUGAAGAUAGCCAGUCUCCGAAAACGCCUUCCGAUGACUGA